Psammomys obesus (fat sand rat) is the source of this 9785-nucleotide messenger RNA. It is a transcript of the gene Tead1, whose product is annotated as TEA domain transcription factor 1. The transcript is spliced from 12 exons. NCBI's taxonomy places the organism in Eukaryota, Metazoa, Chordata, Mammalia, Rodentia, Muridae. Gene Ontology annotation, cellular component: transcription regulator complex. The record is from RefSeq and is a predicted model, not a curated record. The coding region runs from base 257 to 1492 and encodes 411 amino acids. Gene Ontology annotation, biological process: embryonic organ development; regulation of transcription by RNA polymerase II; hippo signaling. Gene Ontology annotation, molecular function: RNA polymerase II cis-regulatory region sequence-specific DNA binding; DNA-binding transcription factor activity, RNA polymerase II-specific.
CGGGCAGCUGCCCCGGCGCGCCCUGCCCGUCCCGGGAGCCGGCGAGGCCGGGCUGGGGCGGCCCGGCGCGGGAGCACCGCGGGGAGGACCGGCUGGAGUAGCGCGGGGGCGGCGGCCCAGCGCCCCGAAGUUUGCCGCGCCCGCUCGGGCGGCCGAGGUUUGUUUUCUUGAAAAGGCUCCAGGCUUCGGCUUGGAAAAACCAACCGCCAAAAUUGAGCCCAGCAGCUGGAGCGGCAGCGAGAGCCCUGCCGAAAACAUGGAAAGGAUGAGCGACUCGGCAGAUAAGCCGAUUGACAACGAUGCAGAGGGGGUCUGGAGUCCUGACAUCGAGCAGAGUUUCCAGGAGGCCCUAGCUAUCUACCCGCCCUGUGGGAGGAGGAAAAUCAUCUUAUCAGACGAAGGCAAAAUGUAUGGUAGAAAUGAAUUGAUAGCCAGAUACAUCAAACUCAGGACAGGGAAGACAAGGACCAGGAAGCAGGUGUCUAGUCACAUUCAGGUUCUUGCCAGAAGGAAAUCUCGUGAUUUUCAUUCCAAGCUAAAGGAUCAGACUGCCAAGGACAAGGCCUUGCAGCACAUGGCUGCCAUGUCAUCAGCCCAGAUCGUCUCAGCUACUGCCAUCCACAACAAGCUGGGGCUGCCUGGAAUUCCACGCCCCACCUUCCCAGGGGCACCGGGGUUCUGGCCUGGAAUGAUACAGACAGGACAGCCAGGAUCCUCACAAGACGUCAAGCCCUUUGUGCAGCAGGCCUACCCCAUCCAGCCAGCAGUCACAGCCCCCAUUCCAGGGUUUGAGCCUACGUCAGCCCCAGCUCCCUCGGUCCCUGCCUGGCAGGGCCGUUCCAUUGGCACAACCAAGCUUCGCCUGGUGGAAUUUUCAGCCUUCCUUGAACAGCAGAGAGACCCAGACUCGUACAACAAACACCUCUUCGUGCACAUUGGGCAUGCCAACCAUUCUUACAGUGACCCAUUGCUCGAAUCCGUGGACAUUCGUCAGAUAUAUGACAAAUUUCCCGAAAAGAAAGGUGGCUUGAAGGAACUGUUUGGAAAGGGCCCUCAAAAUGCCUUCUUCCUCGUAAAGUUCUGGGCGGACCUAAACUGCAAUAUCCAAGAUGAUGCCGGGGCCUUUUAUGGUGUGAGCAGUCAGUACGAGAGUUCUGAAAACAUGACGGUUACCUGUUCUACCAAAGUGUGUUCCUUUGGGAAACAAGUAGUAGAAAAAGUAGAGACGGAGUAUGCCAGGUUCGAGAACGGCCGAUUCGUAUACCGAAUAAACCGCUCGCCAAUGUGUGAAUAUAUGAUCAACUUCAUUCAUAAGCUCAAACACUUACCAGAGAAAUAUAUGAUGAACAGUGUUUUGGAAAACUUCACCAUUUUAUUGGUGGUAACAAACAGGGAUACACAAGAAACUCUCCUCUGCAUGGCCUGUGUAUUUGAAGUAUCAAAUAGUGAACACGGAGCACAGCAUCACAUCUACAGGCUUGUGAAGGACUGAACCUGGUUAUUUAUAUAUAUAGAUAUCUGUAUAUACACACAUAUGUGCACACACUCUCCAUUAUCAACGACUGACUGUAAACCUCACCACACAGGGUGCUGCCUGGCCCUCCGGGCACACCCUGACUUUUCUAAAUCCUGUUUGAGUGAACUUAUUAUUUUUUUUCAUGUGUUCAUGCUAUCAUUGUAGCUGUGAAGUUGUGAUGCAGUUUUUUUGUGUAUUCCUCAGAUCUGCAACCCACAAUUCCUUGGGGACGGUGAAUCUUACCAGCCUAAGCUAAGCCUCUCUCUCUGCAGACCUGUUUCCUGUUGUGGUAGAAAGCGCUGAGACAGAGGAUUGGCCACAGGGCAUUGACUGCCCUUAUACAAUGUAUUUAGUUCUUUUUUGUUUUGUUUUGUUUUUUUGUUUUUCCAACAUGAAAUUCUUGUUUUAAGAUACAAGUAAAAUUAAUCUUUAAAUAUAAAUGUAAAUUAGUACAGGAAAACUAAGAUUCUUUAGACUUAUCUUUGUAACUAAUUAGGGUGGAAGUUAUGGAAGAAUGUAAUUCACUAAAUUAUUUUUUAAAUGAAAUCUUUCUUUCUUUUUAAAACCAAAUGUUAAACUAUAGCCUUACGAAAUACUUGGUAGAAGUAUCCUAAUGAGACAAAUUUGUACCUUUUCCCCCCUCAAGGUUGAAACUAAUACCUAAUUCAUUAAACUCUUGAAACAGGUGUUACAAAGGAGGAAAAUGUCACCCCUUAUCCUUAACAUAUAUAGUAUAUUUAAAAAUGUAAAAUUGUAUUGUACUAAUGUGAUAAUUGAUUAUUUAAUGAAAAAGAAAAGAAGGCUCUUUUUGCAAUAAGUAGAUAAUACUGAAACAAAUCUAAGCUUACAAUGUUAGAGUCUUGUGUGUGCAGUUACAUUUUAUAUGGCCAAUUGGAUUUUUUAUGGAAACUGGUUCAUAUUCGAACCACUGAAAUUUAAAAACAAAUUUAAAAAUUGGCAUGAAUACUGCACUGUGAGUUGCAAAGGAUGCAGAAUCCUGUGGCUGGAAGAAAAUUGUCAUCAAGCGAACAAGCAGAAGGCUCAUCAGGCUUGGUGUCUCUGCUCCCCCGUCACUAUCACAAGCCUCCUCACCAGCCUGUGGGUAGGCUGUGGCUUGUAACCCAGUUGCAUAGACAGCAUCGGUUACUGUAGCUCUGUGUUCAGGCACAUUCAGCUAUUGGAACUCCUGUUUCUUGGCAGUUUGCUAGUUGCUCAUCGUCUCUCUCAGUCUGUGUCACAGACAAGGAUAUAUUUUCCCUAAGGGCAUCUCGUCAUAAGCCCCAGUGCCACUUUAUGCUCUCUCUCUCUUUUUCUCUCUCUCAUGCUCUUGCUCCGCGCGCCCCCCCCCCACUCAUCUUUUUAGGCAGACCCCCUCAUUCAGGAAGUUCUGUUUCCAAGGGGGGAUUUCAUCUCUCUGAUCUGAAUAUUCCAAAACAUUGCCCAGCAGAGUUGGUCUGAUGCGGCCAGUCUUGGGUUAUUUCCCUAAGUGCUUUCUUACUGGGGAAGCAAGAAAGGUUACCCCUCCACUUCCCAGGGAAAGUAAGAGGAAAAAUAAGAAUAAGAGUUUCUUUAUACAGACAUGGACACACACACACGAGUGUACACAUACACACAAUUGUUAGGACUAUGUGAACACAAUUGAACAUGAUAAACUUUUUAAGUUAAAAAACAAAAAAGUGUGCCAAUUUUUUUUUCCACCAAGGCUGUAAAGUAAAACCCUGCUACGUGCAGGUGACACCCUCCUUGGCCUCAUCUCCCGACUGCUUUCAUAGUCAGCAUUUUUUGGUCAUCAGGGGGUGGACAUGGCUGACAGGUGGCUCAAAGAACCGCACUGGAUUGACUCUGUCUACUCCCAGCCACAGCUCUGGUCCCUGGAGGGAGGAGAAUGUACAACAUUUUGCCCUUUGCAGUGUGCCUCCCUUUUUUGUAAGCCAGUGGGCAUGGUUUCUCUUCAGGAGAACUGCCUUGGUUCCUUAUUUCUAAGCCUUCCCUCAAAGAAAUGGCUACCCUGAAUUCCUCCCUGUGUCUGUCCUCAGACCAGGUGUUUAAGGGUGUCUCCUUUGUGUGACAUCCUCCUAUGUGUUACUCUUGUGGAUAACCCCCUGAGGGAUGUUUUUAGCUUUGACGUCCUAUGCCCUUCCUCAAGAGGAACCCUCUCCUGUCUUGAGACCAGAACAAUAUGAAUGGGUACAGAUAAUCUCGGGCUUCAGGCCAGGCCGUCUCAGAAUGUGAUGGGGAAGUAGAGCUCACCCUCUGUACCACCAAGGCUCUGGGACUUCUUUUUCCCAAGUACCAGCUAGACGAUAAUGGUUGGAGUGGGAAGGGUAUGACUUAGCAGAGUUGGGGUACUGUGUCUGCUGCCGUUGGGGGAGGUUGAAAGACCCUGAGGUACUUUUUGCUCUUAAAACAGCAGUAAAAUUAAAUGAUUUAUUUUUGUUUUAUGCACAUUGCUGUAUGUGUGUGAUAGUGUCAGAUCCCCUGGAACUAGAGUUACAGCUGUGAGCUCCUAUAUGGGUGCUGGGAAUUGAACCUGGGUCCUUUGAAAGAGCAGCCAGUGCUCUUAUUUGCUGAGCCAUCUCUCCAGACCACCAAACCCAGUAAAAUUCUUAAAUUAGUUCUUCACUCCUCUCUCUACCUUCUUAUUUUUAACCCCCCUCCCAUAUUUCCAUCCCUCCCAACUUCUAGUUCUUUAUGGUCUUUAAAGAAGAAGAUAACCCACUGUCUUAGUUAGUGUUACUAUUGCUACGAUAGAAACCAUGACAAAAGCAAGUUGGGGAAUAAAUUGGGCUUACAUUUCCACAUCAUAGUCCAGCACUGAGGGAAGUCGGGGCAGGAACCAGAGACCAUGAAAGAGUGUUGCUUGCUGGCUUGCUGCUCAUAGCUUGCUCAGCCUGAUGGGUUUUUGUUUGUUUGUUUGUUUGUUUGUUUGCUUAUUUGUUUGGUUUUGGUUUUGGUUUUUUUUUGGGACAGGGUUUCUCUAUGUAGCCUUGUCCUGGACUCAAUCUGCAGGCCAGGCUGGCCUCAAACUCACCUGCCUCUGCCUCCCUGAGUGCUGGGAUUACAGGCAUGUGCCACCACCCCCACCCUCAGCCUGCUUUCUUGUAGAACCUGGAACCAUCAGCCCAGGGAUGAUACUGCUCACAGUGGGCUGCCUCCCUCCCCCAUCACUGAUUAAGAAAAUGCCCUACAGGGUCCCUACAGCCUUUUCUUGUGGAGACAUUUUCUCAGUUGAGGUUCCCUCUUCUCAGAUGACUAUAGCCUGUGUUGACACAAAACUAGCCAGCACACCCAACAUGGCCAGUUUGUGCUGCUCUUAAACUCAUGGGUGUGGGGAUACCCAUGGAACAUGGUUGGCUUGCUAGGAACCACACACACUCUUAAACCUUAAACUGGCUUCUCUUCCCCCAGAAGACAUCAACUGUCAAUAGCUACUUGGUGCUGGCAUGCUGACCAGCUUGUUCUCACAGCUGCUGUGAGUCUGUGAUGCAAUGUUCCCAUUGUGUCCAGAAGACACUGGUUUGCUCCAUGAACCCCACCCCACCUCCUGCUCUUACAGCCUUUCUGCUCUGUCUUGAGUGCUGAUAGUUAGAAGCUUUGCACAUCUUCCAGAGUUUCCCUCUCUUAAUCAGUGACCCAGUUACCCAGAGUCACUUUACUUUUCCAGUGAAAGCCUGAUGGGGGUUAGGUGCCAUGUACUAACCUCUAAUCCCAGUCUCUUAAUCCGUCUUGGCUCUUAAACCUUACGGAUGCCAUUGGUGAGCCCUGCCCUCACCCUAACCAUCCCAGUGCUGUCUUAAGGUGACUGCGGGACAGAUCUGCCAGAGACAUAAUAGAGACAUCUUCCUUAGUCACUGCAUAGUUUAGAGGCUGUCUUUCCAAUGAAAGCAAUCUAAAGCCAACCCAAAAGCAGCUAACUGGAGGCCAGGGACAUUUUGGACUGGUUAAUUGGCCAUCACCCUGUGCAUUGUUCGUGGUUUUUAGAAUUCCUGUCCAUUUCUGCAGUUGCCACAGCUCAUUACUCCGGGUUGUACAGCGUUCAGUGUCAGUUUCUCUUACUGGUCAGAUAACCAGGUAGCUGUAAUCACUGAUAACCAGUUUUUCUCCACUCUGUGAAAUCUGUCCUUUGAGUGAGUGCUCCCCCCACCCCCGCCCCAGUUAAGGUCAGGAAGAGGCAAAUGGGUGGUAUUCUUCAACAGCACACCCUUCCUUCUGCUCAGCAUCUUUAUCUGCACAAGCACCGUCUCUUCCCUGCCGCUGCUCUUUCUCUCCUGUCCGGGAAAGCUGGGGGCGGCUAGGCAGCAUCUGUAGCCAUCAGACUCGUAUUUGAAGAGCAUUUCUGAUUUGACCUAUAUCCCUUACUUUCCCAGGGCUUAAAGAGAGAAAAUCCCAUCUCCACUGCCCCCCCCCCCCCCCCCCCCCCCCCCCCGAUUUGGCCAUUUCUCACAAACCUCCCUCAGUCUCCUCCUUUACCUGUUAGGAUGUGUCUCCCCUCUACACUGCUUCUGCUUCUGCUGUCUGCCUUAUGGUCCACGCUCUCUGUUGUAUCUUUUCCUUCUUUAGGAUGGAGCAGGCCUAGGUCUGUUACAGAAUGAGCUCCAUACUCAAACUGAAAGAGAGCACAGUCUAUUCCCUUCACCUUGAGGGGGUGACAGGGACCUAGUCCAGAGUCUCCCAGCUAGUCAGUCGCAGAACAAGGGUGAGGGCUUCUCUUUCAGCUUCAGCCCCUCCUGGGUGGAAGCCGUCUUUCCUUGGUGCUUUGUAUUUUAAGUGCUCCCUAAGAAUGCAUGGACAGGGUCGGGUCAGAUCCCCAUGUAGCAGAUGGCAAGGCUGAUGCACCUUUUCGCUCCCUUGGAGGACAGUUCUCCAGCCACAGGUUUUGAGUCAAAUUUCUAUUUGCCACCCAUCCCAGCAACAAAGUCCUGCCCACACAUCAGCCAAAAUAGAACCUUUGGUGUUAAAAUCCCUUAGAGGACUGUGAGAUCCUGGUCUUCAUUAGGCUUCAAUACCAUAGUGGCAUCAGCCAUCGGUUUUAUACAACUCUGUGUUAUUGAAGUCACAUGAUGGUCAGUUUUACAAACCAGGUACCUGUAGUUUGUAUAACUUUGUGUAUGCUCUGAUGUCCCACGUCUGUCCUGAGGAAGGGUAGGAUAACUGCGCGUUGGUGUCUUCACCUGUGACAGGAGGAUGUGUGGGCUGCCGGCUUCAGGGUUGAUGUUUCUGUGGCUAAGGCCUGCACGUGUCAUUCCUGAAAAGCCUUAAAUCUUUGAGAGGUCCCAUCGUAGGGUGUCAGUGUGGCAGGCUGCCUGGGAACCGUGAGCCCUUCUGGAAGCUGGAAGCACUUCUCUUACUACUGUUACUUUUCAUAGUUUUCAGUUCACAGCUGCCAAAGCCUCCCAGUAAAGCAGUGCCUUAGUAAUACCUUGUAGCCGCCAGCCUUUUUCUCAGCCUGCUCUCGGUAUCCACUUGCUAAUUGGCCCCAUAUCCGAAGCAGGACAAGCCAAAAUCAUUCUCAUUUGUGUUUCAAAAGCCCGUUUUUGAAAUCCAGCUCUAGAGGAAGCUGAUGACUUGGUUUCAAACAACCUAAGGCAGAACCCAAGUCAGUUAGUUGAUCAUGCUCUCACGGACGUAUCCAUACCAAAACUGAAGACUGCAUCUCCGCAGCUUCCCUUGGAGAGCGAAUUAUACUUCUCAUUGAUGCCUUUUUCAAUUCCUGACCAAAUACUUAGCUAUUUGUGAAUCUUCUGCACUCCAGCAUGAAAGUGCCUUUGGCUCGAGAUUCCAGCUUAGAAAGUGCCACCAUAAUAACCGACAAUUUGUAGAGAGACCAAAAAUAUUUCCAGAUCACCAUAAUGCCUUUGGUUAACCGGGGUGAGUAACCAACCACAGGCCUGUGUUCGUCAGAGCGCCGUGGGGCCCCGCCUGCCGGUGGGGACCCACCACCACUCACCUGCAGCACAGUGCAGCAGCGGGGAAGCCCGCGAACUCUUGUGUCUGUGUGUGCCGACUAUCCGGCGUGUCCAUCAACUCGUCACCCGGCUCAGCAUCCCUGGGAAGGAACUCUCGCACAAGCUCCCGGCCGGUGGACAGACACCACACGGCUUUGCCUUCUCCCCGUGUCCAUGUCCAGUCUGUGGAGACUCUCGCCCACUGGCACGACCGUGCGCAAUUGCCUGCUUUACACAUUUGGUUGUUGGAAGCCUCGCGUCGAGAUGACAGUGCAGAACAAAAAAAUUACAAAUGGGUUCAUUAGGGUCAUUGCAGUUGAAGUGUCUCUGGGCAGAUUUGCUGGCUCCGGAUAGCCGAAUAUCCGAAUGUGCUGUGAGAGACUUCCAGAGAGCACACCACUUGCAAUUGGGCAUUCUCAAGAAUGUCCUAGUCCUCAGAGAGCCAACUCUUUGAAGUCUGUGUCAGCUUAGAGUAAAACCUUUGUGCAUCUGGGAACCCCAUACGAUAAGGAAAAGAACAGCGGAGGCAAAAGAAGCCAGGAAAGAAAUAGUUAAUUGUUUUGUUUUAUAUCCUUUUGCUUAUGUGAGUGUAAAGGUAAUGACAGACAGCUUGGGCAGGUAGCCCUGAGACUCUACCACACCCGUCCUCUCUGCCCUCCCUGUGCCCAACGAGUUGCCACCCUGGGCUCUGACACUGCAGAAGUGAUUUCUCUCCACCCCAAGUUGUGAGUAUGUAUAAAAGUCCUGGGGUUUUUGUGUUGUUUUUUGUUUGUUUGUUUCAAGAAAAACAACUGUCAAAUGAAAAGGAGACUUCCUCAGCACAGAUUAGAGUUAGCAGUUUGCUGUCUUGAACUCCUCCCUGGCAGGAACAUACCACAACUUGAAGAAAUUAGUCAAAUGUGUGUUUUCUUGUGCCUCCUUCUAGCCGUCUUGUUUGGUGGUAGUUUUCUCUCCUAAACUCCUUGCUUAUAUCUUUAAAAAUGAAGGUUUUGUGUUUAAAAUUUACUGUGUUGCAAAGGGUAGGCCUCACUGAAGUCAUGCACCAUUAACUAAGAUGAGAUAUCUGUAUUUAUUGUUUCCUCCUAAGCCGUGACUUGUUUUCUCCGUGACUCUGCUUUGGAUCCUGUGCCCCACACUACAUCAUUUUAGAUAGAAGCCGUGUUUGUGUGAGUCCCCCUUGUUCCUGACCACGGGGUCAGGUCCCACUAGACUCCAGCCUUGCCUGACCCUUGUCGCUUUUCACCAUGGACAUUCUGUUUCCCCUCUCUCUAAGAGAGGCGGGCAGAAUUCACACAUCCAUCAUUUUAGAAAGCCUAUCUAUGAGUUUUGCUUGGUGUUUUUAUUCUUUGAAUUGUUUUCUGUGAUUAGUUUCAAUGUGUAAACUAGAUUAUGAACUGCACUAAUUUAAAAAAAAAAAAAAAGAUGUACGUCUCCUGUCACCUCCUUGAAAGAUCAACUUCUGUAGUCCUUUUUCAGUGGGCUUAUGACUUCAGACAAGGAAAAUAAACAGUAAAAACAAAAACAGUACGUGCCUGAAAAAUGACAAAAACACAAAAAAAACCAACAAACCUUUUUUGUAACAUUUUAAAAACCUGAAAAGCCUUUACUCCUUUGAUACGCUCAAGUUUUAUGUAAAUUGGUUUUUGUCACAUGUGUUCGUUCUUAUUCUAAGCGACUUCAUGGCUUCUCUGUUGUCUCUCGUGUAAAGUGUAUAGGAUGGGCUUGUGGUGUAAGCAUUUCAUCUGGUCAGUGGCUCCUGUGAUACUGUAUUGCUGCUGGGACUGGGCCGGAACCUGGGCCCAGGUGACUGGGUUCCUCUUGGGAGACCAUUGAGAAGAGGGUGGGAUGGCUCAUUCAUGUGUUCUCUUAAACUGUUGGCAGAACUUUCAAAAGGCUCAACCUCCCGGCAGUACAGUGUUCUUGUAUUCGUUAACGUUUGUGUUUAGGUACUGGUACCUUUUUGUUUAAAAAUGUUCUAAGUGUUGGCUUUAAAGUGAAUUUAUCUUUAGUAUGAUAGUUAUAUGAAAAUUAUAGGGUUUGUGUGCAGAGAAUUUUUUUAUAAAGUGCUUUGUAAAAAAAAAAAUGUAUUCUAGCUUUCGCGGUACAUAUGUGUGAUAACUUUAAUAUCCAUGACAGUUAAGUGCAAUUAUUUCAUCACUCUAAAAAUGCUAUUUUUGUGUCAGUUCCUGCAGGUGUUUUCAUGUCUUUGCAAAGUGACACAUUUUGAUGCCUUCUUGAUAAAGUGGUAGACAUUUUGUAGCUUUCUAGAAACUUUGUAUCCAUACGGUAUCAAUGAAAAAUAAAGAAAAUGAAAGUGUGGGUCA